Messenger RNA from Drosophila elegans, 1287 nucleotides. Its product is annotated as coiled-coil domain-containing protein 97. NCBI's taxonomy places the organism in Eukaryota, Metazoa, Arthropoda, Insecta, Diptera, Drosophilidae. The record is from RefSeq and is a predicted model, not a curated record. The transcript has a single exon. Bases 42 to 1130 code for a protein of 362 amino acids.
UUACAUUUUAUUCACACUUUGUGCAAUUUGCGUAAACAAUUAUGACGACUGGAGCCGAAGUUGAAGGAGAUGAUGAAAACCAGGGCAACGCAGGCACCAUCCAAAAACCAGAACUGCCCCCGGAACUAAUGGACAUCUUCAAAACCCUGGCAGAGAACAACCAAAUCGUCUUUAAGUCUCAGCAAAUUGAUGACCCGGAAAUUCCUCUCGAGGAAAAACAAGUAAUAGCUCGAGAAGUAUUCGAGAAGAACCGGGAGAACUUCCUUAUUCGAUUUGGAGGCUACCUGAAUGUCCGACAACUCGGUUCCUUCCAGGACCUGGCCGUCAAAGAGCCCAUUAAACCGGACGAGAAUCUGGAGGAGAUGUGCCUGUUACUGGAGGAUUUCAGGAGGAAACUUAGCACUCGAUCAGUGUCCAUUAAAAAUCGAAGGUACCAUGCCAUGCAGCAGCUCCUGGACAAGGGAGAGUAUUUCAGCGAGCACGAGAUGAUGCAGAGGGCUCCCGAUCUCUACCAGGAGCUAGUGGGUCAAUAUCUAACGGAGGCGGAGAAAAAAGCACGGGAUAGUUAUGAUGUUAGAAACACCAGCUUCUCCGGAAUACUCAUGCACACGUUGGAAAAAAAGCAAAGGGAUGAACUGUUGGAGGAAACACAACAGGAAAACGAGAAGGAAGUGGAGGCCAAGAGUGAACCAAUUCCUUCUGCAGAUUUUGAAGUCCCCGUGGCUUGCCGAAAACAAUGGGGCGGAUUUGAGGAUGAUGAACCCAUUGCCUGCUCCACAAGUCGAAAUGCAGAAGCGCGGGUUCCAGCAAACAUAGCUAACAUCUCCACACCAGAGUUCUAUAAUCCUGGAGAGCGAGAACUGCUAAGAAAUGAGUUCCUUAGCAUGAUGAAGGAACGCUUCCUGAGUGGGGAGGACAAGGACUUUGAUUAUACAGCCGUGGAUGAUAAUGCCCUGCUCGAUGAUCUUAAGCAAAUUGAGCAGGAUGAGGAGGAUGCCUAUUUUGAGGACAGUGAUGAUGAUGACGAGAAACUGGGGGAGCUCUCAACGGAAGCGAAGGAAGCAUCUAGCGAGGAUGAGCUGGACAUCUACAUGAGGCAUCUAAGCAAUCACCACAGUCUGCAGCACUAGAAGAUAAUUAUAAAGUGUAAAGGGAGGCACAUAAGACACCAUUGGAAAUCCACAGGAUACACAACUAUCUGCAGUUUUAGCCUUUAAUCUUAAUCCUAUUCUUAGCCUUAACAAAUUUUGAUCUUAGACACUAGAAUACAUGCAGUUGUUGAGUCAA